GUGUCUAUAAAAGGGCCACGCAGCCACUCCUAAACAAUCCAAUCCCCACUUCUUCUCUCUUCUUCAAAUUAAGAGGAGUGUCCAAGUGUGGCGAUGGCCAUGGCCAAGCUUCUUUCCUUUGUGCUUCUGCUGCUCCUCGCCAUCUCCAUCGUUGCUACCUCUGCUCCAGCAAAGAAUCCCCAGUACCAACUCACCAGCGGACGCUAUGGCCCGGGAAGCCUGAAGAGCUACCAAUGCUCGCCGGAGUGUAACCGGAGAUGCAGCCAAACGCAGUACAAGAAGCCGUGUCUGUUCUUCUGCAACAAGUGCUGCGCCAAGUGUUUGUGCGUUCCUCCAGGCUACUACGGCAACAAGUCCGUCUGCCCCUGCUACAACAACUGGAAGACCAAGAGGGGCGGCCCCAAGUGCCCUUAAUUAAUUUAUUAUUAUUAAUAUUCCUCGAUCUAAUAUUAUGAUGAUUAGGAGCUUCAUUAAUUAGGUGGAUAAAUCCGGCCUUUUUUCUAUGAAAUUCUUGGCUCCAUGUGUCUUUGGUUUCUGCCCUUUUGGUUGGGUCAUAAGAUGAAUAUGACCCACACCCACGUGGUGUUUUGUGUCUUUGAGAUGGAACAAUUAAGGGACCUAACUUGUAGACGAAGCUCAUCAUCAGCUCUUUCAGUUGGAUUCUUAAUUUCUCUUCUUAUCUAUGUAUGGAUGUAUAAUGUAUUUGACAAUCAACUAAGCAGCAGAAGAAGAAGAAGAAGAAGUUGUUCUCUGAGUAGUUCUUAAUUAUUGUUUUGAAUUUAAAAAAUAAUAUAUAAAAAGAGCAUGUUGGAUCCUC
Molecule: messenger RNA, 817 nt
Organism: Diospyros lotus (date-plum)
Lineage: Eukaryota; Viridiplantae; Streptophyta; Magnoliopsida; Ericales; Ebenaceae
Product: gibberellin-regulated protein 6-like
Exons: 4
Coding region: 94-414 (106 amino acids)
Source: RefSeq, a predicted model, not a curated record